Pocillopora damicornis (cauliflower coral) is the source of this 1684-nucleotide messenger RNA. RefSeq names its product TM2 domain-containing protein 3. Lineage: Eukaryota; Metazoa; Cnidaria; Anthozoa; Scleractinia; Pocilloporidae. The record is from RefSeq and is a predicted model, not a curated record.
AUAUGGCGGACUUCGUAAUGGUUUAUUUUCAUCUUGUAGCUGCUUUUAUAAUUGAUAUUAUUGCUCUUCAGCACAAAAUUUUUGCCCAAGGAAGUAUCGAGGCUACGCAAGCUAUUCAAGUUACAGUUUCAAGUACACAAUCAGUUGCAAUUUUAAUGUCAGUUUCGCCUACACAAACAGCAACUGAGAACGGUUCAUCACAAAUUGAUUUGCAGAUUUUUGAGUGUCCUGAUGGACAUUACUGUCGUGAUCUCGGUGCUUCUUGCAUUAAUUGUACUAUGAACUAUUCGUGUAUAUAUGGGAAAGACACAGAAGCACAAUGUGUGGUGUACAGCUCGAUCAAAUGCAGGGGACCUCGAACUUUCAAGAAAAUUUACACCUGCAAGUACUGUUAUCAACUGCAAACUAAUCGAUAUGAAUGUGAAAAACAGUCAGGCUGCAAGGUGGUUUCCAGUCCAAGAGAAAGGUACAAAACAAACUGUACUGUAAAGGACGACGUCCUCUGUCUUGGUAAUCGUACAUUCUCAAAAUCACUGUUGUGUAACUGGACAUCAGGAUACAGGUGGUCAACUGCUGUAUUAUUAAGCUUGACUCUAGGGGGCUUUGGUGUGGAUCGCUUUUAUUUGGGACAUUGGAGAGAGGGUCUUGGAAAGCUGUUUAGCUUUGGGGGCCUUGGAGUAUGGACCCUUGUGGACCUUAUACUCAUCAUUAUAGGAUAUGUUGGACCAGAGGAUGGUUCACUCUACAUAUUUUAGUCUUGGAAGGAAAGCAUUUCUGCAAGCAAUGAAAAAGCUGUUCAGUCUUGAAGCCCUUGGAGUGUAGACAUUUUUGGACCUUAUGGAUGGGUAGGACCAGAGGAUGUUUCUCACCUAACAUUCUUGACUGAUAUGGGACACACUGCUUGUGUGGUGCAAAGGCUUUGAAAUGUGGGCAUGAUUGGGCCUUCUGAGAUUUGGUGCCAUCUUAAUAGUCUGCAACAUACAAGUCCAUUACAUUCCCCAUGGAUGGUUAGUGUCUAAAGUAAAUUAAGGCAGCUCUGCAAGUGGAAAGGGAUCCAUAAAUGUGGUACCUUAUUUUGCAUUAUGAGGACUUGCUGCAGUAACGUCUCAGGACAAAAUUGCAUGUUGAGUAUAAGUACCAUCUCUUUACUUGUGUUACAUUAAACUCUACUCAGAAAACUAGAACUACUGGCCUCAGAAUUGCUGUUGUAUUUUUAUUAUGUGCUCUCAUGCCACUAUACAGCCAUUUCAUGGAAGACUUAGAUGACUUGUACUACUGCCAUGCUUGGUCAUUUAAGAGAGCAUUUUUGUCAACGCUUAGUGUGAAAUGUUAGGCAUCACUUUAUUUGCUUUGAUUUGCCAUGAGAAAGAAUCAUAUUGCCCUUUCUAAGCUGAAAAAGGUGUGGCAGAAAAUGAAGACAAUAGUUAAUGCUUAUACACUCUUUUUGUUGCCCAAUAACUGUUUUUGAAAGUGCAAUGAGUAGCUCCGACACUAAAGCUUAGAUUUAUUUGGUACCACAGACAUUAAACGGUUUAGUUUUAGGUGGCAAAUAUACAUUGAAUAUUGUUGUAAAGGGAGGAGGAUAAUUGUUGUAACCUGCUCUAUAAUGAACAGGCCAGAAUUUUGAGUUAUGUGUCAACCUACUUGUAAUUAUGGAAUUGCAUUGACCACCAAUUUCAGAGAA